Molecule: messenger RNA, 931 nt
Organism: Sus scrofa (pig)
Lineage: Eukaryota; Metazoa; Chordata; Mammalia; Artiodactyla; Suidae
Gene: PAXX
Product: PAXX non-homologous end joining factor
Biological process (GO): double-strand break repair via nonhomologous end joining
Cellular component (GO): nonhomologous end joining complex; nucleus; site of double-strand break
Molecular function (GO): molecular adaptor activity
Source: RefSeq, a predicted model, not a curated record
GGGUCCCUCCGUCCGCCUAGGUGCCAUGGUGCCGCCGCCCCUGCCGCCGCCGCCGCUCUGCACGCUGCCGCCGGGCCCUGGACCCCCGCGCUUCGUGUGCUACUGCGAGGGGGAGGGAAGUGGGGCCGGGGGACGUGGCGGUUUCAACCUCUAUGUGACGGACGCCGCGGAGCUUUGGAGCACCUGCUUCACGCCGGACAGCCUGGCGGCCCUCGUGGGUAACGGGGCUUCCGGACGGCCGGUCGCCCCCAGCACCCCACACGGCAGCGCUGCCCGCCUAUGGGAUCGAAGGAAAGCCCGUUUUGGCCUGAGUGCGGCUGAAGACAUCACCCCCCGCUUCAGGGCAGCCUGUGAGCAGCAAGCUGUGACUCUCACCUUCCAGGACGACAGGGCAUCCCUGACCCUCUCUGGGGGGCCCUCACCGCUGGACUUUGACCUCUCCAAGGUGCCUGGCCCGGAGGCAGCCUCCAGGUUGCGGGCACUGACACUGGGCCUGGCAGAGCGCCUGUGCAGCUUGGAGCGGCAGCUGGCAGGUCCCCCUACCCGCGCCUCCAUUUCUGCUUUCCCCCAGCUGCGGAGGAGGAGACAUCCACCAGCCCCCGCAAGAGCCCCUGGCAGGUGGGCUCUCAGCACUUCUUGCCAGACCUGGAUCCUCAGAGAGGUGGCCCUGGACCUGGGGUCAAGAGAUGGUGCCCAGGAGAGUCUCUCAUCAACCCCGGCUUCAAGAGGAAGAAACCCGCUGGUGGUGUAGACUUCGAUGACCCCUGAAAGUGCAGCAAAGAGUGCGGUCAUGGCCCUCAGGAGUCUGUCCAUGAGAGGAGGGGCAGCCCCUGAGGCCCUGCCACGGGCGCCUGCCCAUCCUGCUGCCCAGCACGAAAACACCUGCUCCCCCAGCCCCUUCCCCAGCAAAUAAACAUCUUUAUCUGGCCGA